AUGAAAAACUCUAAUAAGGGUCGCAAAAUUAAUGAACCUCAACUCACAGUGACUGAUCUUGGGAAAAGAAAGUUUGGUGAUCAGUUUGGCGAUCGAAGUGGUAUUAAAAUGUGGGGGUUCGACCAUGAGCUCAAAUUGUGGGUAGUUAAAAGAAAUCCGUGCAACUCAGAGUACUACAACAACAUUCAUGAUUUCUGGUCUUGGAUGAAAGUCGAUCUCUCUGAACUCUCUAAAGCCCCAUUUCACAAUCCUUCUAAGAAUCCUAGUGCUUACAACUUCAAACGUUUUCUUGAGAAGCAAGUCAAAGACAAAUUCCCAAUAAUGAAGACUGCAAAAUCUCUAAUUAGAAGAGACAAGGAAGUUCUUGACCCUGAAACUGACGAACCAAUGGAGAUUAUGUUAUGGCCUACAACAAGACAGUUGAAGGAUGGCCUACAACAAGACAGUUGA
Lactuca saligna is the source of this 450-nucleotide messenger RNA. Lineage: Eukaryota; Viridiplantae; Streptophyta; Magnoliopsida; Asterales; Asteraceae. The record is from the annotation of a GenBank genome assembly.